AUGCAACUUGUAAUAGCCUCAGAUUCUGGUUACCGUGACUCCUUUGAAUCCACAGGGAGCACUGGUACAUUUGGUCCGCCCCCAAGUCAACCCAGAAUUGUGAUAUCACCUUCGCAGUUGGAGUGGGGUGGCGCUAUGCAGAUGAUUACAAGUUCUCAGAUCAUGGAAGUCCUUCACCGUUUGGAUGCCAAGGUUGACCGUUUGGAAUCCAAGAUUAACCAAUUGGAUGCCAAGGUUGACCGUAAACAAGACGAACUAGAUGAAAAACUGACUACCCAUGGAACCAAGUUGUUGAAGUUGAGGAAUGCCGCUGAGGACCACAAUAAGAUAAUCUCCUCAGAAAUCAAGACGUUGCAGCAAGAAAUGCAGGGGAUGGAGAAGCGUCUGAUAGAUAGGAUUGACGAAUCGACCACAUCCCAGAAGACUGGGCUUGAUGAAUUGGUUGAGUCGCAGAAGACCAACUUCGAUAGACUCUUUGCUUUUCAAACAAUAACUCACGUUUGCUAUAGUCAUGGUCUUCAUUCAAAGCUGUUGUACUAG
Messenger RNA from Suillus subalutaceus, 540 nucleotides. RefSeq lists its product as uncharacterized. Lineage: Eukaryota; Fungi; Basidiomycota; Agaricomycetes; Boletales; Suillaceae. The transcript has 2 exons. The record is from RefSeq and is a predicted model, not a curated record. The coding region runs from base 1 to 540 and encodes 179 amino acids.